This is a messenger RNA of Lethenteron reissneri (Far Eastern brook lamprey), 2576 nucleotides long. Its product is annotated as thread biopolymer filament subunit alpha-like. NCBI's taxonomy places the organism in Eukaryota, Metazoa, Chordata, Hyperoartia, Petromyzontiformes, Petromyzontidae. The record is from RefSeq and is a predicted model, not a curated record.
CAGAAGCACACAGCAUCAACAGCUCGGAGGACCAGAGGCAGCUGCGAGCAAAGCCACCUUCAGCCACUCACACGACUCCGACUCGUCCUCCUCCUCCUCACCCUCCUCACCAACCGACUCUUCCGAACCCCCCUUCGUGUCGAGACAACCGCAGACCGCAAUGGCAGAAAAGAUGCGUAUCCGGGGAGCUUCCGUGCGCUACGGCGGAAGCUACGGCGGGCAGCUGAGCAGCGUGCUGGGCAGCGGCGGGUCCAGAGGGUUCGGAGCAGCGUCCUCCUUCGGGAUGGGCAGCAGCCUGGGACUGGGGGGCGGCCUGGGUCUUGGGGGCGGCCUGGGAUUGGGGGGCGGCCUGGGUCUGGGGGGCGGCCUGGGUCUGGGGGGCGGUUUGGGGGGCGGCCUAGGGAUGGCGCGGGCUCUCGGCGGAGGCUUCAGAGGGGCUGGUUUUGGGAUCGGUGUGGGUCUCGGAUUAGGCGGCGCUUCGAGGGGGGCCAUGGCCGCCGGGUUGAAUCUUAGGGGGCUUGGGGGCUUCGGAGGUGGAUACGGAGUCGGCCUUGGUGGGGUGGGUCGAGUGGGGGGUUUGGGCGGCCCGGGAGCCGGUUUCGUAUCGCCUCGCCGGCACCUGGGUGGACGCGGGUUCAUGGUCGGGGGCUAUGGCGUCAGCCCCGGGUUCCUGUAUCCAUCUGGCGCCGGGGGUCUGCCAAGCAUGCCCUCCCUGCCCACCAUCGACGUGGCCAACCUGCCCUCGCUGGACUUCGUGCAGGGCGUGAGGCUCAAGGAGAAGCUGGACAUGCAGAGCCUGAACAACAAGUUCGCCACCUUCAUUGACAAGGUGCGUCUGCUGGAGCAGCAGAACGCGAUUCUGAAGGCGCAGAUCUCCAUGUUCUCAAACAACGACCCGAGCGGGCCCAGUAGCCCCGCGGUGGUCAUCAGCUCCGUGACGGCCAGCUACAACUCCCAGAUCGAGUUCCUCAAGCAGACCAAGGCGGCCCUCACGGCUGAGAUCCAGCACUACAACUCCAUCAUCUCGGAGUACACCACCAAGUACACGGAAGAGGUUGAGACGACGCGAGUUCUCGAGGUCGAAUGGACCAACCUCAAGGAGGAUAUUGACUCGAUCUACCUGGGCAUCGUGGACCUGCAGACCAAGGUCACGGGCCUGGAGGACCAGAUCACGCUCACCAAGCAGCUGUACACCGCGAAAACUCGCGAGAUCCAGGCCCUGCUCGCCGGAGGCUCCACCACGGCCGUGUCCAUCACGGUGGACAACUCGGCGCAGGCGCUGGACCUCACCACGGCGCUGCAGGAGGUCAAGUCGCACUACGAGCUCUUGGCGGCCAAGAGCAAGGAGGAGGCGUUUGCGGCCGUGCAGCAGAAGAUCACGGCGGUGAGCGGAGUAUCUCAAUCGAGCGUGCAAGUGCUGACCCAGGCGAGGGAGGAGCUGCGCACCUACAAGCUCCAGUUGGAGUCCAUCACCCGCGAGAUCGAGCGCAUCCGUAGCGUGAACGUGAAGCUGGAGACGCAGGUGAAGGAACUGGAGGUGAGCAGCACCACGGAGGUGGACCAGUGGCAGAGCAAGGUCACCGUGCUCAAAGCCUCGCUCGACGAAGUCCGCAAGGACAUCGCGCACUACGCGCAAGAAUACCAGGACCUCCUGGCCACCAAGAUGUCCCUGGACAUCGAAAUCGCCGCCUACAGGAAGCUUCUGGACAGCGAGGAGGCCAGGCUGAGCAGCGGCGGCGGCAUCACCGUCGUCACCCGGGGAGGAGGAGGAGACGUCGGAGGUUUCGGCGUUGGUGCCGGCCUGGGUUUCGGCGGCGGUGCCGGUCUGGGCUACGGCGGUGCCGGCCUGGGUCUGGUCGGUGCCGGCCUGGGUUACGGUGGCGGUGCCGGUCUGGGUUACGGUGGCGGUGCCGGUCUGGGCUACGGUGGUGCCGGCUUGGGUCUGGGCGGUGCCGGCCUGAGUUACGGCGCAGCCGGUCUGGGUCUGGGGGGAUACGGGCUGGGCAGCGGGCUGGGCGGCGGGCUGGGCAGCGGGCUGGGACUCGGACUUGGCGGUGGCAUCGGGCUGGCCGGCGGUUACGGGGCCUCUUCCAUGGGCAGCUUCUCGACGGCAAGAGGCUACGGGGGCAGCAGCAGCUUGUACGGCGCACGGUCCCGCUUCUCUGCGUCCUCUUCAGGCUACGGGAUGUGAGUCCAUCGCUCGGCUCGCCUCUCCUCUCCACGACCCUGGUUCGAACUCACGCUUCCAAUGUCUCCGGCUCCUGCCGGUCGCUGCCAACUCCUGGCUGAUUCGCGGCUCGGCUUAGCCUUAGAUGAUGACGGCGAUGAUCAACGAUGACGACGAUGAUCAACGAUGAUGAUGAUUUUCACUUCUAUCGUGAUUAGCACUGGAGGUAACCGGACCAUAACCGCUACUCAACACAAUGGGCCACGCGGUUGGGAUUUGCACGAGCAAAGUGUUUAAUUGAUUACAUCGCUACCCCCUCCCCUCGCCCCCCACUCCCCCACUGGCCCCCCUCCCCCCCAACCACGCUCACUCACCACCACUCACCAACCAGAAAGUUCAGUUCAAUUCC